Messenger RNA from Brassica oleracea var. oleracea, 860 nucleotides. RefSeq names its product pheophorbidase-like. Lineage: Eukaryota; Viridiplantae; Streptophyta; Magnoliopsida; Brassicales; Brassicaceae. The transcript is spliced from 3 exons. Gene Ontology annotation, biological process: jasmonic acid metabolic process; salicylic acid metabolic process. The record is from RefSeq and is a predicted model, not a curated record. Bases 1 to 786 code for a protein of 261 amino acids. Gene Ontology annotation, molecular function: methyl indole-3-acetate esterase activity; methyl salicylate esterase activity; methyl jasmonate esterase activity.
AUGGGAGGCGACGGUGGUGUAGCGCCAAUAAUUCACUUUGUGUUUGUUCAUGGAGCCUGCCACGGUGGUUGGUGCUGGUAUAAACUCAUCACUCUUCUUCUCGCCGCAGGAUUCAAAGCCACCUCCCUCGAUCUCACCGGCGCUGGCAUCAACCUCACGGACUCUAACACCGUCUUUGACUUCGACCAUUAUAACCAACCUCUCUUCUCUCUCUUGUCUGAAAUCCCUCCUCACCACAAGAUCAUACUCGUGGGACAUAGCAUCGGUGGAGGAACUGUCACUGAAGCUCUGUGCAAGUUCACAGACAAAAUCUCCAUGGUUAUUUACGUAGCGGCUGAAAUGGUUCAACCCGGAACUACCUCUCCUAAUAAUUCAAACAUGACUGUGGGAGAAGAAGACAUAUGGGAGUUCACAUACGGUGAAGGCGCUGAUAAGCCACCCACUGGCGUAUUAAUGAAGGAAGAGUUUAUACGUCAUUAUUACUAUAGCCAAAGUCCUAUUGAGGAUGUAACUUUGGCAUCUAAGCUGUUGCGACCUGCUCCGAUAAGGGCGUUACAAGGUAUUGAUAAGCUGCCUCCAAACCCUGAAGCCGAGAAAGUUCCUCGAGUAUACAUGAAGACUGCUAAAGAUAACCUAUUUCAUCCUAUGUACCAAGACCGUUUGGUGGAGAAGUGGCCACCUUCUCAGUUGUAUAUCUUGGAGGAUAGUGACCAUUCUGCUUUCUUCUCUGUCCCAACUAUCUUAUUCGCUUAUCUCCUCCGUGCUGUAUCUUUUCUUCAAUUAUAAGUUUAUAACUAAAGGCUUUGUUUGAACAUGUCUCAUCCUCCGUACACUAUUAGUAAUCCUAUUAUAAUAUUCUU